This is a messenger RNA of Zasmidium cellare ATCC 36951, 300 nucleotides long. RefSeq lists its product as uncharacterized. Gene Ontology annotation, cellular component: U4/U6 x U5 tri-snRNP complex; precatalytic spliceosome; U4 snRNP. Lineage: Eukaryota; Fungi; Ascomycota; Dothideomycetes; Mycosphaerellales; Mycosphaerellaceae. Gene Ontology annotation, biological process: mRNA splicing, via spliceosome; spliceosomal snRNP assembly. The coding region runs from base 1 to 300 and encodes 99 amino acids. The transcript is spliced from 2 exons. Gene Ontology annotation, molecular function: RNA binding. The record is from RefSeq and is a predicted model, not a curated record.
AUGACGGGUCGCGGCGGUGGUGGUCAGCGGAAGGUCCUUCUUCCUCCCAUCAACUUCAUCUUCAAGCUCCUGCAACAACGCAACACAGUGCAGAUUUGGCUAUUCGAGCAGUUGGGCAUUCGCAUUGAAGGCAAGAUCAGAGGAUUCGACGAGUUCAUGAACCUCGUCAUCGACGAGGCGGUGGAGGUCAAGCAGCCAGGAAAGGGACAGACAGAGGCCGAUGUGAAGGAUGCCAGAAGAGAGCUGGGACAAAUCCUGCUCAAGGGAGACAAUGUGUGCCUCAUUCAGAGUCUGGACUGA